Molecule: messenger RNA, 2403 nt
Organism: Hippocampus comes (tiger tail seahorse)
Lineage: Eukaryota; Metazoa; Chordata; Actinopteri; Syngnathiformes; Syngnathidae
Product: F-box/LRR-repeat protein 3-like
Exons: 6
Coding region: 382-1677 (431 amino acids)
Cellular component (GO): mitochondrion
Molecular function (GO): protein binding
Source: RefSeq, a predicted model, not a curated record
AUAGAAAACUCAGUGAAUUAGCGCCCCCGGUUGACCUUUCACUGUAAGCGCAGGCAGGUCAGGCAGCCGAUCGGCUUCUCGACGCCAGCAACGCAAACGCCAUCUUAAACUGACUGACUAACUACUGAAUCAGCCCUGUCGGACGAAUCUGGGUCACGCGUUCGGAGACGAAACGGCGUCUGGAAAUCUCCACUCUUCGCAUCCUCGCUGAUAUUUACCAAUCUCUCGAUCAAUCGCGACGCUUUAUGGUCCAAUGUGUUUGAGCGGUCGGGCAGCCCGAACGCAGUUUUGUUGUGUCGGACCUGGUUGACGCUCACUGGUAGCUUUUUAUAACAAGCAGCUGACUGAGGCGAAAUCAGUCGACCGAUUGUAACCUCCAGGAUGAAACGAGGUCUCCAGGGAACUAAACAGGAGGAUGGGGGCGGCACCAGUAGCGGGUCUCUCAAGCGGUCUCGUAAACAGAGGAGGGACGCAGAACUUGACGAAGAAGCGGUCCACUGGGAGUGCCUGCCGCAGGAGGUCCUUCUCCACAUAUUCCAGUACCUGCCUCUGCUGGAUAGAGCGUAUGCAUCUCAGGUGUGCCGAGGCUGGAACCACGCUUUUCACAUGCCUGAGCUGUGGCGAUGCUUUGAGUUUGAGUUGAAUCAGCCAGCCAGCUCCUACCUGAAGGCCACACACCCGGACCUCAUUAAGCAAAUCAUCAAAAGGCACGCCGACCACUUGCAGUACGUCAGCUUCAAGGUGGACAGCAGCAGAGAGUCAGCAGAAGCGGCAUGCGACAUCCUCUCUCAGCUUGUUAAUUGCUCUCUGAAAACGCUGGGCCUCAUCUCCACGGCUCGGCCCAGCUUCAUGGAGCUGCCGAAGUCUCACUUCAUCUCAGCAUUGACGGUGGUUUUUGUCAACUCCAAAUCGUUGUCCUCCCUGAAGAUUGAUGACACGCCUGUGGACGACCCCUCCCUCAAAGUACUCGUGGCCAAUAACAGCGACACGCUGAAACUGCUGAAAAUGAGCAGUUGUCCUCACGUGUCACCCGCAGGCAUCCUAUGUGUGGCCGAUCAGUGCCACGGUCUGCGAGAAUUGGCUCUCAACUACCAUUUGCUGAGCGACGAGCUCCUCAUCGCACUUUCCUCAGAGAAGCACGUUCACCUGGAGCACCUGCGCAUCGACGUGGUGAGUGAGAAUCCGGGCCAGCAGUUCCAUACAAUCAAGAAGAGCAGCUGGGACGCCAUGGUGCGCCACUCCCCGAAAUUCAACCUGGUCAUGUACUUCUUCCUCUACGAGGAUGAGUUUGGCCCCUUCUUCCGUGACGAGCUGCCCGUCACGCAUCUGUAUUUCGGCCGCUCGGUCAGCAAAGACGUGCUGGGCCGCGUCGGGCUCACCUGCCCUCGCCUGGUGGAGUUGGUGGUGUGCGCCAAUGGGCUGCGGCCGCUGGAUGAGGAGCUGAUCCGCAUCGCUCAGCGCUGCACGCAGCUCUCGGCCAUCGGCUUGGGAGAGUGCGAAGUGUCUUGCAGCGCCUUUGUGGAGUUUGUCAAGAUGUGCGGAGACAGACUGACCCAGUUGUCAAUCAUGGAAGAAGUGCUUGUUCCAGAUCACCGCUACGGGCUGGAUGAUAUCCACUGGGAGGUGUCGAAGCAUCUGGGCCGCGUCUGGUUCCCUGACAUGAUGCCCACCUGGUGAAGUCGUUCGAGGGUGGGGAGCUGCGGCGAGAUUUUUUUUUUUUGGAGCGUUAUUGCGAAAAAUGAAAUGUACUCUAGUACAUUAUCCAACAUGGACAAAAUUCCAUCGAUUUAGAUUUGGAUCUAAUCCCGUGAGUUCCAAAAGAAAUCUGUUCAAAUUGUUCUCACGUCUGCCAGGCUGUUCUUUGUGUAUAUAUAUAUAUUUUUUUCUGUAUAUUUAUAUAUCUUUAAAUUAAUUGUUUUUGUUUUGACAAAACCUUCAGCGCUUUGUUCUCUCAGCAACGUACAGAUUUGACAGGAGCAGAUUUUAGGGAUGACAUUUUCCGUGGGAAUCGACAGAAAUGUUUUGGAAUGUAGGGGACAUUGCGGCAGUGGUAUCCUGGAUGUCCGUAUGUAUUUAUUGAGUAAUAAACCGUACGCCUCUGACAUAAAGGAGAACCUUUCAAAUUAGAAUCACAAUCUGCUUUGAAUUUCAGCUUUUUACAGACAGUCCACCUUUGACAUUGUCUCCAGGAAACGGAGGCACGGGGUGAAAGAAUCACUUUUAAUGGCCCUCACAGACCGUAUAGAGAGAUUUGCAGUGAAUAACCUUUAAAAGCUCAUAUUUUUGUCCUUGCGAUUAAAGAUUUCUUAGUGUGUUUCGGGGUGAACCAGGGCUGGGUUGGGUGGUGAAAUAGGUCAUGAUGCCACAGACAGAAUAAAAUGGAUGGUUGUACCUACUAGGCCA